This is a messenger RNA of Brachypodium distachyon (stiff brome), 719 nucleotides long. RefSeq lists its product as uncharacterized. The coding region runs from base 33 to 512 and encodes 159 amino acids. The transcript is spliced from 2 exons. The record is from RefSeq and is a predicted model, not a curated record. NCBI's taxonomy places the organism in Eukaryota, Viridiplantae, Streptophyta, Magnoliopsida, Poales, Poaceae.
AUCUCCAACAGAUUUGGCCGCCGUGGACAGGGAUGGGGCGUAGUGGGUUCACAGACGACGGAGGAGCUUCCAUGAUGGAAUGGCUCAUCGAUUCGGUGGAGAGUAGCAUCGAUUCUGUGGAGAAGCGCAACCAGGGUUAUUUUGACCCAGAUUACUUGUUGGAGCAUGAGCAUGAUGACGACGAGCAGAAUCUGGGCGAGAGCAGUGAUGUGAUGAACAAGAUUUUGGCUAGUUAUGAAGCACAGGUGAAAGAAGAGAAGAUGAAGAACCAAAAAUUACUAGAUGACAUGUUAAAGCUUGAGAUCGAGCUUGCUUUCCAGGACCAAGUGAUAGAAGAGUUGGAAAGCAAGAUUGCUGAAAAUCAGAAGCAGAAUGAAGAGCUGAAAAGAGAACUGGAAGAAAGGAAGAUUUUGAAUGUAGAAGUUGGACAAGUUAGGGAUUUUGCAAUGGCAUCUUGGAGUGUGGGCAUCACCUUAGCUUUUGUUUUAGCUUGUUUUGUGGCUUGGUCUUAGUUAUGUCAAUUGUUUAAUAGUGCUUUGGUUUGUUGUACUCAGUGGCAUCAUGGGGUGUGGGCAUUGCUUUUAGCUGUCGUUUUAGCUACUUCUGUGAGUGGGCCUAACUUCUGUCAGUUGUUGUAUAAUUGCUUUGGUUUGUUGUGCUUGGAAGCUGUCGGCAUGUGUGAGACAUUUUAAAUAAUGAGACUAGGAGUAUUGUAACAA